AUGGCCGUGUCGCACAGGAAAGGCGAGAUGUCGGUGGGCGGAUUCAAAAAGCAGUACAACAAGUUCACUCAGUAUAUGACUGAGAAGAUGGGUAAAGAUGAGGGGACUAGGAUAGAAGAAGACUAUAAAGACCUUGAGAGGAAAACGGAUGCAACGGUGACUGCUGUGGAGAGUGUAGUAGAAAAAACGAAAGAUUUUUUUACAACCAAACCCCACUGCUCGUCUCAAGAUGUCUAUGAGGAAGUCACAAUACCCCCAGCCAGAGACGAACCUCGGCGAUGUGAAGCACUAAUGGAGGUAGGUGAGAAGAUGAAACAAAUGGGAGACGUCAAGGAUGGCUUGGAGCUGAAUGUGAAAGCCAACUUUCUCGACCCUCUGGCCCAACUCAUGGGCAAGGACGUCAAGGAGAUUAUGCAUCAUCGUAAGAAGAUGUCCGGACGAAGGCUUGACUAUGACGCCAAGAAAAGAAGGCAGGCUAAAGGAAGUAACAUCACCGACGACGAGCUCGCAAUGGCUGCGGAGAAAUUUGAAGAGUCAAAGGACCUUGCAGAGGAGGGCAUGGCUAAUCUCUUGGACAGUGACGUGGAGCAGGUUCACCAGCUGGAUGCCUUUGUGGAGGCGGUGAUGGAGUACCACAGGCAGUGUGCUGAUGUGUUGGAGGCACUCCAUUCCACUCUUCUUGAUCAUAUCACUCAGGCCUCUCAGAGACCGCCCCGAGAACGCAAGGUGAAGCCGAUGAUGACCUCUCGCUAUGACUCUGACGAUGAGGACAGUCCCAACCUUCCCCCGGCCUACAAUCCUCCCGUUCCCUCCAUCUCCUCCUCCACCACCAGGGGAGGAGCUGGCGGCGGUGCAAGGCCCUGCGCGAGGGCUCUGUUUGACUUUGAACCCGAGAACGAAGGGGAGCUGGGCUUCAACGAAGGGGACACAGUCAAUCUCGUUUCAGAGAUUGAUGAAAAUUGGCUCGAGGGAGAAGUAAAUGGAGUCACCGGUUUUUUCCCGAAGAACUAUGUUGACAUUGUAGUCCCACUGUGAAUAUACUCACUCGUCCGAUAAUGACAUUGUCCUUCAAAUGUACACCGCACGAUAUUUUUAGUACGUAUGACGAUAUUGUGUAUAAUGGGUAGAAAUUUUUGCACUGUGGUGUCCCAAGUUCCAAAGCUCGUACUCUCGGAAAAAGACACUGAUGGCAAAACAAACGUUAUUUUACAAAAACCGUUUUACAUACUCCUGUACAAUACACAACCAAUAAAGAGAAAAACGCUAAUAUUUGCACUAUAAUUUGCCCUCCCCCGGCAUCGCACAGUUCACACCAGAGAUUCUUUCACUGCCUUUGCCAGCAUAGAGUUGAAAACCAUCUUCUCACAGUUGACCACGAUUUUCGUGUCCUCCGCGCAGACUAUCGUCAGGAGCACGGGGAGAUUCCCCGUCGAUGUCACCGCUGCAUACCGCUGCAUGUUUGACUUGGUUGUCGUGGCAACGGGAGCCAUGUUGGCGACCUCCAGGACGGCUGGCUGGAGGGAGGCGGGGCUUACGGCCACCGAGAGCUUGCUAAUGUUCUCGUGCAUUCCAGUCAGUUUGUCUUUGAGUGCCAUAAACUUGUCCUCGGAGACAGACAUAGGUCUGAGUAGUUCUCCUACCAGUGGGUCUAUCUGGACCGGAUACCUCUUGCCUGGAGCCACACUAAUCUCAAAUUUGGCCGGCUGUAGAGUGUCGUUGAAAUCGAUCCCCACGGUAACCGUCUGGGAGGUCCCUGCCGUUAGGGCCUUGAUAUUGACGUCCGAGCUCAUUCUCAUUCCGGACUGGAGCUGUGGCGAGCCUGUCCUGAUUCCGCUCAGCGUGGAGUCGCCGCAGUUCUGGAACGUGACGUCGAUGGCCACCAUCUUUGAAGAAGUGAUGUGAGAUCGCCGGCAAAAGUGGUACGUCACCGCCAGGCCAUUACCUGUGAUACGAUUAAGUAAGUCAUAUGUUUUCUUUGGUGUGUGUACUGCAGAUAUAAUCUAUAAGGAGGAGAGGGAGAGAAAUCAGAAUAUCAUGUAAAGAGAAAAAUGAAAGCACUCAGGAAGGAAAAUGAGUAAAGCGAAGAGAAACGAUAGAAAAAUGAAGAGUAAAUGUGAGCAGGGAGAAAAGAAAGAGAAAAAAAGGGUACGGAAAAGUAAAGAUUUGGAGAGAUAUUCAGGAAAAAAAUUUUUUAAAGUUGGCCAGACCUCCUGUGUG
This is a messenger RNA of Geodia barretti, 2217 nucleotides long. The record is from the annotation of a GenBank genome assembly. Lineage: Eukaryota; Metazoa; Porifera; Demospongiae; Tetractinellida; Geodiidae.